Echinops telfairi (small Madagascar hedgehog) is the source of this 2525-nucleotide messenger RNA. RefSeq names its product frizzled class receptor 6 (gene FZD6). Gene Ontology annotation, biological process: non-canonical Wnt signaling pathway; canonical Wnt signaling pathway. The transcript is spliced from 6 exons. Gene Ontology annotation, cellular component: plasma membrane. NCBI's taxonomy places the organism in Eukaryota, Metazoa, Chordata, Mammalia, Afrosoricida, Tenrecidae. The record is from RefSeq and is a predicted model, not a curated record. Gene Ontology annotation, molecular function: Wnt-protein binding; Wnt receptor activity. Bases 71 to 2293 code for a protein of 740 amino acids.
UUUUCGGGACGACUGCUACCUUCUGUGUGGUGACAAUGAAAUCAGGAGUCUGACUGUGUUGUGUCGUUGGAUGGCAGUCUUCUGCAUGAAUGAGAGGACGGAUGUAUCCGAGCCAUUUGGUAAAAUCAGAAACCAGAAGACCAUGGAACUGUUUACGUUUUUGUUGACAUCAACUUUCAUAGCCCUCGUCAAGGGACACAGCUCCUUCUCCUGCGAGCCCAUCACGAUUCCCAAGUGUAUGAAAAUGUCCUACAAUCUGACCUUUUUCCCCAAUCUGAUGCGACAUUAUGACCAGGGGACUGCUGCUAAGGCAAUGGAGGACUUUCUCACUCUUGCAAAUGUGGAAUGCUCCCUGGACGUCGAAACUUUCCUUUGCAACGCUUUCGUCCCAAGCUGCACAGAACCGCUUCAGGUGACCCUACCUUGUCGGGAACUUUGUGAGAAAGUAUAUUCUGAUUGCAAGAAAGUGAUCGACACUUUUGGCAUCCAGUGGCCUGAGGAACUUGAGUGUAACAGACUACAGUACUGUGAUGGGAUGAGUCCUGUGACCUUUGACCUACCCAUAAAGCUUCCUGGCCCCAAAGAGAAGAAGAAUGAACAAGCCCCAAGAGACAUCGGGUUUUGGUGUCCGAGGCAUCUCAAGACUUCCGUGGGACAAGGCUACAAGUUCCUGGGGCUUGACCACUGUGCGCCCCCGUGCCCCAACAUGUAUUUCCAAAGUGCAGAGCUCGAGUUUGCAAGAAGUUUUAUUGGGACGGUUUCCAUCGUCUGCCUGUGUGCAACCCUGUUCACCUUCCUGACCUUUUUAAUCGAUGUCACAAGAUUUAGAUACCCGGAGAGGCCCAUCAUCUAUUACUCUGUGUGCUACAGCAUUGUAUCGCUUAUGUACUUCGUCGGCUUUUUGCUAGGCAACCACACAGCCUGUAACAAGGCGGACGAGAAGCUAACGCUGGGUGACACCGUUGUUCUGGGCUCUCAGAAUAAGGCUUGCAGUGUGCUGUUUAUGUUUUUGUAUUUCUUCACCAUGGCUGGCACGGUGUGGUGGGUGAUCCUCACCAUCACUUGGUUCCUGGCUGCAGGCAGGAAAUGGAGCUGCGAAGCCAUUGAACAGAAAGCAGUGUGGUUCCAUGCGGUCGCCUGGGGAAUACCGGGUUUUCUAACCGUGAUGCUGCUUGCUAUGAACAAAGUGGAAGGAGACAAUAUCAGCGGCGUUUGCUUUGUUGGCCUUUAUGACCUGGACGCCUCGCACUACUUUGUCCUCUUGCCUCUGUGCAUUUGUGUGUUCCUUGGGCUGUCUCUGCUUUUAGCCGGAAUUAUUUCUUUGAAUCAUGUCCGCCAAGUUAUACAACGGAAUGGCCGAAACCAACAGAAACUAAAGAAGUUCAUGAUUCGGAUUGGCGUCUUCAGCGGCCUGUAUCUUGUACCAUUAGUGUCACUUCUUGGAUGCUACAUCUAUGAGCAAGUGAAUAGAGCGACCUGGGAGAUCACGUGGGUCUCUGAUCACUGUCAAGAGUACCACAUCCCAUGCCCGUAUCAGGCAAAUAAGAAAAGAGAAGCUCGACCAGAUUUGGCCUUAUUUCUGAUGAAGUAUCUGAUGACGUUAAUUGUUGGCAUCUCUGCCGUCUUCUGGGUUGGAAGCAAAAAGACCUGCACGGAAUGGGCUGGGUUUUGUAAACGCAAUCGAGAGCGCAAGACAGAUUCCAUCGCUGAAAGUCGAAAAGUCCUACAGGAGUCAUGUGAGUAUUUCUUGAAGCACAAUUCUAAAGUCAAGCGCAAACGGAGGCACUGCAGGCCCGCUUCGCACAGGCUGAAAGUCAUUUCCAAGUCCAUGGGGACCAGCACGGGCGCCACGGCGAAUCACGGCACGUCGGCCAUAGCGAUCACUAGCCAGGAUUACUUAGGCCAAGAAACCAUCCGAGAAACCUCUGCGGAAUCGACGCUGAAAGGCGCAGACACAGACGGGAACAGCACUCCCAAAUUAAGCAAAGGGGACUGUGGCCAGCCUUCUUCGGCAGCAGCUCCCAGCUCCAAAGGCCCCGGGGAGCAGGCUGACCAAACGGGCCAGACAGCGAGUGUGCACGAGAAGAGCAGUCCAUCCGGAAGUGAGCAGAGCGAAAGGAGGCUCAGCCCCCAAAGUGAGCAUGCUGGAACAGGCCCAGGCCCGAGCGGCAGCUUGCAGGUGCCCGGUGCUUCCCAGCCCAGCAGUCUCCAAGGCUCCACGACGACACUCCUUGCUCACCCAGCGCCAGGAGCUGGGACCGAGCAGGGGCCGGGCAGCCCCUCCCGAGCCUGAAGCAGCACUGACCACCUUUCUAGGAAGGAGAUUCAUGCCGCGCUGCCAGUGCCCCAUGUACUGUCUUACAAGAAUCCCCGUUACAGCCUUAUUUUGCACUUACAUUCCCACUGUCACACUGGCAAAACCAAUUGAUUCCAAGGAGAAGAUGGUUCAUUUCACAAGAGGUUAAGGAGAGCAGUACAUCUGAAUCGUGGCAAUGUUACAGGUUAAUCUUUUUUUUUUCUCUGAU